ACUCUGGAUAAGAUCCAAGAGUCUAACACACACACAAUACAUGACACUAGUUAACACCUCUCUCUCCGCCUAUCCUCAUUUCACUCCAGAAAAUCAUCGUAGCAAAGCCUGCUCCCUGCAGCAGCCAAUAUGGUCCAGCAAAUCUUCUGCCGGGCGUUGGUCUCUGCGAGUUGGCUCUCAGGGGCCAUAAAGACCAGACCACUCGGAGCAGCUCUGAGGGUGGUUGACUCUACCUGGUAUGCUCCAGGGGGAAAGGAUGCUCGUAAGGAUUUUGCAGAGAAACAUAUUCAGGGGGCAUCGUUCUUUGAUAUGGACCAAUGCUCAGAAAAAUCUUCACCCUACGAAAUGAUGCUGCCAAGCGAGUCCCAGUUUGCCAAGUAUGUGGGUAGUCUUGGCAUCAACAACCAGAGCCACGUAGUGGUCUAUGAUUGUGACAGUGCAGGCAUGAUGUACGCUCCUCGGGUCUGGUGGAUGUUUAGACUAUUCGGUCAUAAUAAAGUGUCAGUGCUGGACGGGGGGUUAAAGAACUGGCUAAAGCAAGGGUUGCCGGUGACGGCCGAGGUCACAGAGUUUAAACCUCAAACUUUCCAGACAAAACUAAAUCGCUGUCUGCUGAAGACCUUCGAGGACAUUCAAGAGAACUUAAGUAGCACGAAAUUCCAACUGGUGGAUGCUCGAGGAGAGGCACGAUUUAGGGGCCCCGAGCCCAAGCCCGGAGAAGGGAUUGGACCUGGGCAUAUACCUGGCUCCCUCAACCUUCCCUUUUCCAGCUUAUUGACAAAGGACGGAUGUGAGAAACCAGUCGAUGAGAUCCGCAAGCUGUUCCAGGAGAAGGGGGUGGACCUGACCAAGCCGCUGACAGCCACGUGCCACCGCGGAGUCACUGCUUGUCACCUGGCACUGGCCGCCUUCGUUACUGGGAAACAGGAUGUGGCUGUUUACGAUGGUUCGUGGUCCGAAUGGUUUCACCGAGCCGGUCCAGAGCACAAAGUUUAUGAGAAAAAAGGCACAAAAGCAUAGCAAACAUUAGACAAUGGAAACUAGACAAAAUGGCUGCAGAGGCACACGAAACCAUGGAGGCCUAGGUCACCUGAUUAAGGGAGGCAUCAAACUGCACCCAGGAUUGCAAAGCAAAUUAACCAAUAGUAGCUCAUAUUUACAUAUAGACUCUGCUUUCAAGGGGAAUAUUUGGGGUUUUCUUCUAGAUGAGGAAGUGAUUACAUUUCUGGCAAUAAAUUUUCUGUCCUAGAA
This is a messenger RNA of Pelobates fuscus (common spadefoot toad), 1251 nucleotides long. Its product is annotated as thiosulfate sulfurtransferase-like. Gene Ontology annotation, cellular component: mitochondrion. Gene Ontology annotation, molecular function: thiosulfate-cyanide sulfurtransferase activity. Bases 130 to 1020 code for a protein of 296 amino acids. Lineage: Eukaryota; Metazoa; Chordata; Amphibia; Anura; Pelobatidae. The transcript has 2 exons. The record is from RefSeq and is a predicted model, not a curated record.